Aspergillus welwitschiae is the source of this 1350-nucleotide messenger RNA. RefSeq names its product phosphatidylinositol-3-phosphate-binding protein BEM1. The record is from RefSeq and is a predicted model, not a curated record. The transcript has 2 exons. Gene Ontology annotation, biological process: conjugation with cellular fusion. The coding region runs from base 1 to 1350 and encodes 449 amino acids. Lineage: Eukaryota; Fungi; Ascomycota; Eurotiomycetes; Eurotiales; Aspergillaceae. Gene Ontology annotation, cellular component: mating projection tip. Gene Ontology annotation, molecular function: protein binding; phosphatidylinositol binding.
AUGUCGCAGUUGGGGAAGGGUUCGAGCGCCAUGGUCUAUGGCAUCGUUCAGUAUGACUUCCAGGCCGAGCGACCGGACGAACUAGACGCCAAAGCUGGCGAGGCCAUUAUUGUUAUCGCCCAGUCGAACCAGGAAUGGUUUGUCGCCAAACCUAUCGGUCGCCUGGGUGGCCCAGGUCUCAUUCCCGUCUCCUUCCUCGAACUUCGCGAUAUGCAGACAGGUCAAGCGGUCACCGAUCCCCUCGAAGCUGUGAGGCGUGCCGGCGUGCCGAAGGUGGAAGAAUGGAAGAAGAUGACGGCCGAAUACAAGAACAGCAGCAUCACGCUCGGCAAGAUCGACUCCGCUGGUGGCUCGUCAAUGCAGUCCGUCACGUCGAGCAUGGACAAGAUGUCUAUCGGGCGUCAGAGUCAAAUGAGUCAGAAUGGCCAGUCUCAGGGCUACCACACUCGCAAUGCCAGUAAAGGUUCUCUUGUGCAACAAGUUUCGCACCAGUCGCAGCAAAGUUAUCAUCAGUCAUUGAUGGCGCCCAUCGCGGCGUCUAUUCCCCGGUACUGCUUCGACAACGACAAAUACUGGUACAUUAUCGAGGCCAAAAUGGAGGACGGUCGCUGCUGGGAAUUGGCCCGCUACUACCACGACUUCUACGAUUUCCAAAUCGCACUUUUGACUCAAUUUGAGGAGGAAGCGGGUAACCGUGGAAAGCCGCGCACUCUGCCGUAUAUGCCCGGACCAGUCACCCAUGUCACGGACGCCAUCUCCAACGGCCGCCGACAGAAUCUGGAUGAAUACAUCAAGAAACUCUUGGCUAUGCCGCCUCAUAUCUCUCGCUGCCAACUGGUCCGUCAGUUAUUCGCCCCUCGCGCUGGUGACUUUGAAAUCGACCCGAACGCAUUUGGCGAAGAGACGCGGUUCUCUGGUGGCUCGCAUCAUUCUUCGGCCAAUGAGCCGUCGCGGAGUGUGUCGCGCCAGUCAUCGCAGGCACCGAUCGCUGUUCACACAGAGCGCAACUCACACCAGCGCGGUCAACCCUCCCUGUCACUCUCCAAUGGCGGGCCACCCCCGAUGAACCGUCAACCUAGCUCGUUAACACAGGUGUCGACGUCGAGUGGCGGUGCCAUGAAAGUUAAGGUUUUCUUCCAGGACGACCUCAUUGCAAUUCGGGUCCCGAACGACAUCAGCCUUCAACAGCUCAAGGAGAAGCUCAUGGACCGCCUGAAGAUUCAGGAUGAGAUCAUGGUUCAGUACAAGGACGAACCGUCCGGGACGUACGUUGAUCUGGCCACGGACAGCGACCUGGACACGGCGAUCCAGCGGAACUCCAAGCUCACACUAUAUGUUGGACUUGCAUAG